This is a messenger RNA of Brassica rapa (field mustard), 1840 nucleotides long. Its product is annotated as T-complex protein 1 subunit epsilon. Lineage: Eukaryota; Viridiplantae; Streptophyta; Magnoliopsida; Brassicales; Brassicaceae. Gene Ontology annotation, biological process: protein folding. The record is from RefSeq and is a predicted model, not a curated record. Gene Ontology annotation, molecular function: ATP hydrolysis activity; ATP binding; ATP-dependent protein folding chaperone.
CGAACCACUUUCACAGUCACUCUCCUCUCAGAUCAGAUCGAGGGACGUUAAGGCUCGAAAAUGGCGUUGGCGUUCGACGAGUUCGGGCGUCCGUUCAUUAUACUAAGGGAGCAGGAUCAAAAGACGCGUCUUAGAGGCAUCGAUGCUCAGAAAGCCAAUAUCGCCGCCGGCAAAGCGGUGGCUCGGAUCCUCCGCUCCUCUCUCGGACCUAAGGGGAUGGAUAAGAUGCUUCAAGGACCUGACGGAGACGUCACCAUCUCGAACGAUGGUGCGACCAUCUUGGAGCAAAUGGAUGUUGACAACCAGAUUGCAAAGCUUAUGGUCGAACUGUCGCGGAGUCAGGAUUAUGAAAUUGGUGACGGCACAACAGGUGUUGUUGUCAUGGCUGGUGCACUUCUGGAGCAAGCUGAACGUCAGUUAGAUAGAGGGAUGCACCCUAUCCGUAUCGCUGAAGGAUACGAGAUGGCUUCUAGAGUAGCUGUUGAGCAUCUGGAGCGUAUAGCUCAGAAGUUUGAGUUCGACGUUAAUAACUACGAGCCGUUGGUUCAGACAUGCAUGACUACUCUUUCCUCGAAGAUUGUGAAUCGAUGCAAGCGCAGUUUAGCUGAGAUUGCUGUGAAAGCAGUUCUUGCUGUUGCUGAUAUAGAGAGAAGGGACGUCAACUUAGAUUUGAUAAAAGUAGAGGGCAAAGUCGGGGGAAAGUUGGAGGACACUGAGCUUAUAUAUGGAAUACUGGUUGACAAAGACAUGAGCCAUCCACAGAUGCCAAAGCAGAUUGAAGAUGCCCACAUUGCUAUUUUGACUUGCCCCUUUGAGCCACCGAAGCCGAAAACUAAGCAUAAGGUGGACAUUGACACAGUGGAGAAGUUUGAGACGUUGCGCAAGCAAGAGCAGCAAUAUUUCGAUGAGAUGGUUCAAAAGUGCAAGGAUGUUGGUGCUACACUGGUUAUUUGCCAAUGGGGAUUCGAUGAUGAGGCAAACCAUCUAUUGAUGCACAGGAAUUUGCCUGCUGUCAGAUGGGUUGGGGGUGUUGAAUUAGAACUUAUCGCAAUUGCCACAGGCGGCAGAAUUGUUCCAAGAUUCCAGGAGUUGACUCCAGAGAAGUUAGGGAAGGCUGGCAUGGUCCGUGAAAAAUCAUUUGGCACAACAAAAGAACGAAUGCUGUAUAUUGAGCACUGUGCGAACUCCAAAGCUGUUACUAUUUUCAUCCGUGGAGGAUAUGGUUUAGGUAACAAAAUGAUGAUAGAAGAAACGAAGCGUAGUAUCCACGACGCUCUGUGUGUGGCAAGGAAUCUCAUCCGCAAUAACUCAAUUGUAUAUGGAGGUGGUGCAGCUGAAAUCACAUGCUCACUUGCUGUUGAUGCAGCUGCUGAUAAAUACCCUGGCGUCGAGCAGUACGCAAUAAGGGCAUUCGCUGAAGCUUUGGACUCUGUCCCCAUGGCUCUUGCAGAGAACAGUGGACUACAGCCCAUCGAGACACUCUCUGCAGUUAAAUCUCAGCAAAUUAAGGAGAAUAUUCCUUUCUAUGGGAUAGAUUGCAACGACGUGGGAACAAACGAUAUGAGGGAGCAAAAUGUGUUUGAAACAUUGAUAGGAAAGCAGCAGCAGAUUUUGCUUGCAACUCAAGUCGUUAAGAUGAUUCUAAAGAUCGACGAUGUCAUCUCUAAUUCUGAAUACUGAUGAAGUUCUGCUGCAAUCUUUGUUACUUCUUCCUUUUGCCUCUUUUGUUUGCUUUCUAAUUAGCUUUUGAUAACAGUUUUUCCUCUUGUAAGCUUUUAUUUUAAGAAUCUUCUCAUUUGUGUACCUGAUUUUGAAUCCACUUUUUCGACAAUGGACCAAA